AUGCAGACUGAACUCACAAACAGAUUCCACGAGUUUUGCAUCCGAGGCUGGUGCAUUGUGGGUAAGAAGCAGACGUGCCCUUACUGCAACGAGAAAGUGGAUCUGCAGAUGAUGAUGAAAAACCCGUGGGAGAAGACUCACGUUUUAUACGGUCAGCUCCUGGACUGGCUCCGGUACCUCGUCGCCUGGCAACCUAUCAUUAUCGGUGUGGUCCACGGCAUCAACUUCACCCUCGGUCUGGAAUAG
Messenger RNA from Knipowitschia caucasica, 246 nucleotides. Lineage: Eukaryota; Metazoa; Chordata; Actinopteri; Gobiiformes; Gobiidae. The record is from the annotation of a GenBank genome assembly.